Chinchilla lanigera (long-tailed chinchilla) is the source of this 4244-nucleotide messenger RNA. It is a transcript of the gene Ctc1, whose product is annotated as CTS telomere maintenance complex component 1. The coding region runs from base 56 to 3865 and encodes 1269 amino acids. Gene Ontology annotation, biological process: telomere maintenance via telomere lengthening; positive regulation of DNA replication. NCBI's taxonomy places the organism in Eukaryota, Metazoa, Chordata, Mammalia, Rodentia, Chinchillidae. Gene Ontology annotation, cellular component: CST complex. The record is from RefSeq and is a predicted model, not a curated record. The transcript is spliced from 23 exons. Gene Ontology annotation, molecular function: telomeric repeat DNA binding; single-stranded DNA binding.
AUAUAUUAAUUGUUGAAAAUAGUUUUCUUAAAAGAAAAAAAAAAGAAAGACAGACAUGUUUCGGAAAUCCGUUGCCGUGCAAACGCUGCGCAGAACAGCGACGCGCCCUGAUGACGUCACUGACAGUCCCUCCCGUGAGCACUCGCGGCGUCCGUUCGCGCGGUUCCCGGGGGCGGGGCUUUGGCUCAUCAUGACGGAUUGCCGGGUUCAGACUCUCCCUGAACAAGCCUGGCUUGAGGCUGCCCACACCUUCAUCCAAGAGGCCAUUUGUCCAACUGACCAGGAGCCUAAUGUUCAUCUGACUCAGCUGGUGAUUGACUGUGUGAAGAGGAUUUGGUGUUCCCAGGAGACGAACCACGGUUUUACACUUCCCAUCAGCUACAGCUUUGUCUCAGUCCAGAAACUCAGGAGCCGCCAUCAUCCAUGCUGUAGCCACCUGUCCUGGAGCGGUAGUGCUUAUGAGACUUGGGCCCAAGAGGCUGGGCGCAAUGGGAACCCUCUGCCUCAGGAGCAGCUGUUACUUUUAGGGACACUAACAGACCUGUCACAGGACUUGGAACAAGAGAGCAGGGAUGGAAGCCUCUUUGUGAGAGAUAACACUGGAGUCCUGGGCUGUGAGCUCUUAGGUUUGGACCUUUCUUGGCUGGGCCAUCUCUUCUUGUUCCCCAGCUGGAGUUACCUUCCUCCUGCUAAGUGGAAUUCCUCAGGGGAAGGGCACUUGGAGCUCUGGGAUGCCCCUGUGCCAGUGUUUCCUUUGACCAUCAGUCCCAACCCUCUCACACCUAUCCCUGUCCUGUACCCAGAGAUUGCAUCCCGGGUGCUCAGACACAGAAGCAAGCUCAGAGUUGCGCAGUCAAAUCUAGCCGGGAAGCUGGUCCGGUUGAGUCCUCUGGUUAGAAGUCAGCAGAAGACAUACUUCGUCCUGUCUCUUGGUGAAUCACCUGCCACUGUGGGCCAGGCUGUCAGCCAGGUGCCCAUUAUUGUUCAGAUCCCUGCCCAGCUGGUGUGGCACCGAGCCCUUCAGCCUGGUGAGGACUAUGUGCUGACAGAACUUCGAGUAUCCAGGGUCUAUGGUCACCGUUACCGUGUUUGGACGACCACUCCCUCCUCCCAUCUGAUGCUGCUAAACGCAGAAUGCGUGCAGGAGCUAGAGCUGGAGUUAGAAGGACCCAUUUUGGAGGAUGAACCCAAACCAGCCCCCAUGCCCAGCAGCUCUCAAGAGAGGAAGGGGCAAAAAGGUCCUUUCCGGAAUUCCAGACUCUUACAUUAUAAGGGAACAGUCACUGGCGUGUUGAAUGAGCCCGCUGGCCUCUAUGAGUUGGACGGGCAGCUGGAACUCUGCCUUGCGUACCAGCAGUUCCAUGGCCUCAGGCGGGUGGUGCGACCUGGGGUCUCUCUGGAGCUCCUGGAUGUUCACCUUCUCCAGUCAGUGGGUGGAGGGACAACAAGGCCAGUGCUGGCGCCCUGCCUCCGUGGUGCCGUUCUGCUUCGGGCCUUUUCUUGUCAGAAGCCUGGGACUCAGUUGUCCCACCAAGUUUAUGGGGCCUCCUUGUAUGAACAGCUGAUAUGGAAACGUCAGUUAGGACUUCCCCUCUACCUGUGGGCCAGCAGGGCCCUGGUGGAGUUGGCCUGCAAGCUAUGUCCCCAUGUGCUGAGACACCACCAGUUCCUGCAGCAUUCCUCUCCUGAGAGCCCCAGCCUGGGACUGCAGCUCCUGGCUUCUGCCCUGGAUGACCUUGCUCCACCAAGCAGCACGGUUCGGAAUAUACACAGUGAGAUCCUGGAAGAGCCGCAUCACUGUCCCCUCCAGAAAUUUGCUCGGCUGCAGACUCCCUGCUCUUUCUCCACUCUGGCCACGCUGGCAGCAGAAGGGAAGCAGAAGGCUUGGGCCUCCUUUGACCCAAAGGCCCUUCUGCCCCUCCCAGAGGCUGCCUACCUGCCCAGCAGCCAGCUCAACCGGCGCCUGGCCUGGUCCUGGUUCUGUUUGCAACCCUCUGCUUUCCGCCCGGCCCAGGUUUUACUUGGGGUCCUGGUGGCUUCGUCUCGUAAAGGUUAUCUGCAACUUAGGGACCAAAGUGCUUCUCUGCCCUGCCUGCUCCUGGCCAAGGACUCUCAGCCUGUCACUGACCCAAGGCUCAUAGGCUGCCUGGUUCGGGUGGAGAGGUUCCAGUUGGUCAUAGAGAGGAAUGUCAAGAGCAGCUUUCCUUCCUGGAAGGAGCUGGGCAUGGGAGACUUCAUCCAGAAGCAGCAAGCUAGCAGAGUUUAUGUCCAGUUCUUUCUUGCUGACGCCUUGAUCCUGCCUGUGCCCAGAUCUGCACUUCUUUCAGCCAGUGCCUCAGCAUCUCCUCAGACAGAGCUUACCUCCUUGGAGGGGCCCCGUGUAGGACAGAGCCGGCUGUUCUUGCUGUCCCACAAGGAGACCCUCAUGAAGCUGAAUUUUUGUGCCUCCCCAAGGGCCAGCAUAGAGGUGCUCAAACCCACCUUCAGUUUCCAGGUGUCAGGGAUCUGGCUUGGGGGCACCCAGAGGAAGGAGGGGACUGAAUGGGGCCCACCCGAGCCCCUGAAAGAUGUGAACAAGGAUCAGAAGGUUCUCCUCCUCUUCCUUGGCUCUUCCGUCCGCUGGUUUGCAUUCCUGCACCCAGGGCAAGUGUACCGACUUGUCGCCCCUCCCUCUACACCAACAUUGUUUGAAGCAGAGGGUUCAUCCUGCACGUCUCAGCGUCCUCUGGAGUUGGCUGCCUGUGGGUCCUGCCUCGCUGUCCAGGAUGAGUGGACCCUGGAACUUGAGAGCUCCCAGGAUGUGCCAGAAGUGCCCGGCCUACACAGGGCACUGCCUGAGUCUUCCCUGCCCAACCUGCUCAGUGGAAAUUUCACCGAUUCCUUAGUGUCUUUCUCAGCUGAGAUUUUGUCACGGACAGUGUGUGAGCCACUUCUGGGCCGUUCCUGGACAAAGCCUGGGAACACUCGGGCCCCGAGAAGGUGUGUGAAGCUAACUGUAGCGCUAGAGCCUGCUAAAUGUGAAUUCCCCCCGCACUUGGACAUAUAUAUGGAAGAACCACACUUGCCGGCCCCACUAGGGCUCCUUCCAGGAGCCCAAGUCCACUUCAGCCAACUGGAGAAGAGGGUUUCCAGGUCCCACAAUGUUUACUGUUGUUUCCAGUCAUCCACUUACGUGCAGGUCCUGAGUUUUCCCCCGGAAACCACAGUCAGUGUUCCCCUGCCCCGCAUCUACCUGGCUGAGCUUCUGCGAGGUGGACGAGCCCCUGGACAGGCUCCAUUUCGGGCCACUGUGUCUUGCCAUGUGGUUUCUGUCUUCAGCCUUCAGCUCCUGUGGGUGUGUGCUCACUGUAGCGGUGUCUGUCCCCAGGGAAGGUGCACUCGUCAGGGUCCCGCCUGCCCCACUCAGACGUCAGUAAGCCAGGCCAGCAUCAGGCUUCUGGUAGAGGAUGGGACUGCUGAAGCCGUGGUGACCUGUAAGAAUCAGCAUGUGGGAGAAGCACUCGGGCUGUGUCCCAGUGAGUGGACCUCCCUCCUAGAGCUGGCCCGAGGGCCAGGGAGAGUAGCCUUGCAGUUUACAUGGCCUGGAGCCCAGCUGGAGUCUUCAGCCAAGAUGAGUGAGCCCUUGACACUCUUCCUCAGGACACUCUGUACUGGCCCCUCUGUCCUCCGUCCUAUUGUGCUUGCGUUUGAGCUUGAAAGGAAGCCCUGUAAUAUUGCCCCAUUAGAACCUCCACGGCUCCAGCGGUUCCAGUGUGGAGAGCUCCCUCUCCUGACAAGGGUGAAUCCCAGGCUCCGACUGACCUGCCUUUCUAUCCAGGAGCCAGGGCACCCCUGCUCCCUGGGGGCCUUUGCCGCCUCCUGUUGACCUGAACUGCAAAGAUGGCCUGGAAGUUUUUCCUGCCUUCCUGGCAACCUUGAGGCCUGGGUUCCUGCUCCAUCUUCUUGUUGUGGCACCUCUCUUUCUGUUGCUGAACCUGGACCCCAUAUCUUUUGGUUGGCAAACUGCUCCCCUACUGUAAUGUAUUCUGCUGCCGGGCUUCCUGGAGCUGGUGUGGGAACAACAAAUCAUGGCAGUUGAUACUUCCUCUGAUUGGGGUCAAGUCACCUACACUCACAGGUGGCAAUAAGCAGCUGGAUUCGGCCUUUGUGCCAGUCACCAGCAGACCCAAAACCUUGCCCCUCUUGCCGGUGCCGGUCACAGGCGCUUUGGCUCCAAUAAACCUCUCUGAGGCGGUUUCUCUGUA